Messenger RNA from Drosophila mojavensis, 2874 nucleotides. RefSeq names its product asparagine synthetase [glutamine-hydrolyzing] 2. The coding region runs from base 256 to 1932 and encodes 558 amino acids. The record is from RefSeq and is a predicted model, not a curated record. Lineage: Eukaryota; Metazoa; Arthropoda; Insecta; Diptera; Drosophilidae. The transcript has a single exon. Gene Ontology annotation, molecular function: asparagine synthase (glutamine-hydrolyzing) activity. Gene Ontology annotation, cellular component: cytosol.
CUGGAUCUGUGCUUAAGUGCUCGCCAAUUAAUGUUCAGCUGUGCUAACGGAACUGUUAGUUAACAUUGAAAGGAACGAAGCUGCUCUGAAAUUGUGCUCUUUUAACAGUCGACUGAUGUAAUCAUCGAACUCCAUAAAUCAUGCGAAUUGAACGAACUGUGGAAUAGUUGAGUUUGAGCAGCGUUAGUGGAAGGGCGUUUUGCAAGAGGUGUUACAUAACGUGGACCGAGUAACGGUAAAUUAAAUUUGAGAAUCAUGUGUGGCAUAUUUGCAAUAUUCUCCAGCGAUGGAUCGCCCAUAGAGGCACAGUGUUUGGAUGGCUGCAAGCAUAGUCUUCGCGAGUUGGCCUAUAGGCAGAGUGGCAGACAGCGGCAUCGUGGACCCGACUCGACGGGCGUCCAGAUUAUACCAGAACACGGAGUGGCCAUGGUCCACGAGCGACUGCGCAUUGUGGGAGUCGAAUUGGGCGACCAGCCAUUUGUCUCGGAUGAUGGCAAUCUAUUGCUGGUGGCCAACGGUGAGAUCUACAACUAUCUAGAACUAUCUGCACAGAUAGCGAAAAGACGUGGCGGCUAUAAGCCAAAGAGUGACUGCCACGUCAUAUUGGAACUGUAUCAAGAUUACGGCGAAGAGCUGCUGCAGCACAUCACGGGCAUGUUCGCGUUUGCAUUGUACGACAAGACCACCAAGGAGGUGUUGAUGGCACGUGAUCCCUUUGGUAUUAUACCCAUGUACAUUGGCGAGGAUGCCAAGGGCAACAUAUGGGUGGCCUCCGAGAUGAAAUGCCUGACUGCCUGCUGCGAGAAGUUGGAGGCAUUUACGCCGGGUGAGGCGCGCUUCGGACGAGUGGGCAAUAUGCAUCGCUGGCGACACUUCGAGCAGCCCUGGAUGAAGCAGAUUCCCAGUUUGCCCUGCGACUUGUCGCUGCUAAGGACCAGCUUGGAGUCCGCCGUGCGCACCCAUCUGCAGUGCGAUGUUCACUUUGGCGCGCUGCUCUCUGGCGGCGUCGACUCUAGCCUGAUAGCAUCAAUUGCCACCAAGAUUAUGCGUGAGACCAAUCCGGACUACAGAUUGAAGACCUUCUCGGUGGGCCUCAGAGAUGCACCGGACUUUGAGGCAGCUCGACAAGUGGCCAAGUACAUAGACAGUGACCACACGGAGCUCGUCUUUGAGAUUGAGGAUGCACUGGACGGCAUCCGGGACAUUGUCUAUCAUCUGGAAACCUACGAUGUGACGACUGUCAGAUGCAGCCUGCCCAUGCUGUUGCUGGCGCGUUACAUUAAGAGCACCGGCAUCAAGAUGAUCCUCUCUGGCGAGGGCGCAGAUGAGAUCUUUGGCGGAUAUCUCUACUUCCACAAGGCGCCUAGCUAUGAGCAGUUCCACGAGGAGCUGGUGAAGCGUGUACAGCAGCUGCAUUUGUCCGACUGCUUGCGCGCCAAUAAAGUGUCCAUGGCGAAGGGCGUGGAGCUGCGUGUGCCCUUCCUGGACACGGAGUUCGUCAACUAUGUGAUGAACAUACGGCCACAAGAUAAGAUUCCUGGGCCCCUUAACCAAUUCAAUGACGAGCAGAAGUCCAGGCUGGAGAAAUUUGUGUUGCGCGCUGCUUUUGACGAGGACUAUUUGCCGGAUUCAGUGCUCUGGCGCCAGAAAGAACAGUUCUCGGAUGGCGUCGGCUAUGAAUGGAUCAAUAGCAUCCGCCGCGUAGCCACCAGCCACGUGGACGAUGCGGAGUUUGCGGCAGCUGCCGAGAGAUAUCCAUACAACACGCCAACGACAAAGGAAGCAUACUACUAUCGCACUAUCUUUGAGCAACAAUUUCCUGGAGAUGCAGCAGCUCGGACAGUGGUGCGAUGGGUGCCACGCCUUGAUUGGGGCUGCCCAGAAGAUCCAUCGGGCAGGGCACAGGCGGUUCACCAGAAUUGUUCAAAGUAAUAAAAGACUGAAUAGCUUAAGUUGCAUACAAAUGAAUCCGAGAAAUCAAAAGUAAUUUGAUCGCAAAAGUAAAUGAAUUCUAUACACACAAUGGGCUGAAGAAAAAAUAAAUAAAUACAAUAGAAAAAAAUUCCACGUUGCAUUUUCACAUUUAUUUAUUAUCAUACAGACCCACUCCAGCUUUAUCAGCGUAUCGUUUUACAUAUCAUUUGUUGCUGACCCAGCUGUCUUCCCUCCAAAAUUUAAUUAAGUAUUGUAUACUUAUCAGAGGGUAAACAACACUGAGAUUAAAUACAUGUGCUGUUUACAUAAAAAGAAAUGCUACCAGACUGUUAAAAAUAGGUAUAUUUACAGUCUACUAUCGAUAUGCAGUCAUAUUUUUACGUUGCAGCCCUGUAAAUGAUAUCGAUGUGACAACUCGUAUCGAUUUAUGGCAACAACCGAUGAGCAAGAAGAGGCAAUUUUUCGCAACGCGCAACAAAAUCGGUAUUAAAUUGAUGUAAAAAGUGUGAAAAGAAUCUAAUGAAUAGGCAAAAUAAGAAGCAAACGUUGAAAAUGUGCAACAAAAUGUGAUGUUUGUCAAAUCGAACAACCGCUACGCGGACAAAUUGCGAGUGCAAAUCUGACCCAUGAGCAAUGAGAGAGGAAGAGAGUAAGAGAACACACACAGGCAAACAGCGCGUCACUGAAAAAGUUCACGAAUUCAGCCAACAGCAGCAGCAGCAGCAGCAGACGAGACUUUGAAGACGUUGGAAUUUGUGUUGAACCCGCGGCAGCCCGACGGCGCUGCGACUGCGACGGCGACGAACACCUCUGGCAGUCAGCAAUAACGGUAGACGAACGAGAAAGAGAGCAGCGAUAUUGCAACAACAACAAAUGACAUUUUAACGUGUUAAAGUGAAACUGCGCGCAACAACAACAACAAUAACAAUAAUAAUAAUA